Molecule: messenger RNA, 2639 nt
Organism: Triplophysa rosa
Lineage: Eukaryota; Metazoa; Chordata; Actinopteri; Cypriniformes; Nemacheilidae
Gene: wdpcp
Product: WD repeat containing planar cell polarity effector
Exons: 18
Coding region: 377-2566 (729 amino acids)
Biological process (GO): nervous system development; establishment of protein localization; cilium organization
Cellular component (GO): axonemal basal plate
Molecular function (GO): protein binding
Source: RefSeq, a predicted model, not a curated record
AGCACCGAUCGGAAAACUAUAGAUAUUUGUGCACGUAAAAUAACAUAUAAAUCAUCUGUGACAAAACGUGUUCACGUUUUCUCUAUUUAUUUGGUAAUUAUAUUUGGAAAAUGCAAAUAUAAAAAAACUUUGAGUAGCAUUUCUCAUAAAGAUUAUUUGUAAUGUAAAUGUAAAUGUAUGUUACAACAACAGAUCAUGGGAUGUCUUGUCUUUCCCCGAACGUCCUCAUCAAUCCUGACGGGACAACCCGGAAGAUAUUAAAAUUACCGUAAUGUUUCUAAAAAAGCGGCCUUUUAGAAGAGUAAAGAGUGAAGUGCACAGAGAAAUGAGGGGAUGGAGAUGUUACGUUGCGUCUGUUGCUUAGACACUGGAAAUCAUGAACAAGCCAUUGUCACUUGGCAACAGAAAACACCCACAACCUUUAACCCGCGGCAGUCAACUGUGGAUCAACAGAUUACUUCUGAACUACCGACUCCUGUUUCGCUUUGAUCAGAUGUCGUUCUGCCUGGCGGAGCUUCACUUUUGGUCCUUAAGGAGCAGCCUGCAAGUCCAGGUGUGUCCUUCAGAUCAGCAUUACUACAAUGAGAAACAGCAGUUUGCAGAAAGUCGGGGUUACCCGUGGUUCCUUAGUAACCGUCGUCCAGAGAAGCUGCGUGAUGCCCUAAAGGAACUAGAGGAGCUGCUGCAGUCAAGUCCGAUUGUGAGUGUUCAAUGGAGAGCGAAGCAGUGCUUUCAGAUGCUGUUGAGAUCAGGUGUAUUGGUGACCCUCAUCCUGGGUGGAGCUCAGGUUGAACGGGUGGCCAUUGACAGAACGCUAGUGGGGCGACUUCCUGCUGACACCAUCAGUGAUGCGGUGAUCGGAGAUCGCUUCCUGCUGUUCUCGUUGAUGGAGAGGAGUCAGGUGUGUCAGGUGUACCUGAACAGGAAGAACCAGAGCUCACCUGAGCUAGCAAGACACAUGGAGAAACUCACAGUUGCAGAGAUUAAGGUUUCAGUAGUGGACGUGCCAGGCGGAGGCCGCCGUGCUGAGCGCAGGAUGGGGCUGAACCAAGCUCAAGAUGUGGCCGUGUGCUGGUGGCCGCUUUGUCACGAGGACGUUAGACCUUGGUCUCCCAUUCCUAGUGCGGUGGACAGAGCCAACCUGGUGCUGCUUGCUUGCUCAGAUACUCCUGGGCUUACGGUCUUGAGCUCUAUCCGAACUGACAGAAACCCAAUAGACUGCAGAUUCAGCCUAACUCAACCCUACCAAAUCCUCACUGUGGAACUGCACCACGAGGCCAAUCACUCAGCGUCUGAGCUGCACGAGGAGGCCCAACCACUUGAUGUUCAUACCUGUGUCUAUGAAUGUGCUCGUGGGCAUCUCCAGCAUUUGUCCAGCACACCUGUACCCCUCACUUCCAAACCCAUAACCUGUCAUUAUGACCCAUUAGAGCGCUGGGUUCUCCUGGGGCUUCAGGACUGCUCUGUGGUUCUUUUUGACAGACAGACAGGCCUCUCCCAGUUGGCCACCUGCUCCAUGAUGCCUUCUCUGCUAGCAUGGCACCCUUCAGGAGGUUUGCUGAUGGUGGGCGGAGGUCAAGGGGAGCUCCAGUGCUUCGACAUGGGGCUGUCACCUCUCCCUUUGCAGAAAGCGAGUGAGGAACCGGCCCCUGAUUCUCUAGGCCCCAGUCUUCAGCUGUCCCGCAACAUGAAGAUCUCUAGUGGUCUGGAGGGUAUCCGAUGGGCCUGCUGUCCGGUAUCGCAGGGAAAUGAGGGUCUGGAAACCCAUGAUAUACUUCUGCUUUGGUUUCAUGGAGGGCCGCUUGCUACUCUGAGGCUAAGACUUGGUGUGUUUAAUGGAGGUCAGCUAGGCCCAGGUGAUCUGGUACAGCACCGUUUGCGCUGUGGAGAGGUAGACGCGGCGCUGGGAAUUCUGGGUAAUAUGGACUGGGCCAUGAUGGGAGCUGAAUGUUAUCGGUCACUUAUAUCCAUCACAGAUCACCUGCUGAGGAAACUGCUGGACCACCAGACUGAAGGCCAGUUAGAAGCAGCUCUGGGGAUGUUUUAUGCCCCAUCGAGACCCCUGUCAAACACUGUCAUACUGGAAUACAGAGACCCCAUAAGCAGAUAUGCAAGAAGGUUCUUCCAUCAUCUUCUCAGACAUCAACGGUUUGAAAAAGCCUUCCUGCUGGCUGUGGAUAUCGGAGCCAGGGAUCUGUUUAUGGACCUCCAUUACGUGGCAGAAGAUAAGGGAGAGCUGGUGUUAGCCGCUGUAGCCAAGAAGAAGGCUAAUGAAAUAGACGCGGAGGCACAAACAUCAGCACCAGAUGAUGGUCUGUCAACAUACGGAGGGUGUAGUGGAGUUAAACUACCACCAGCCAGGAGCGAGAAAGAUACACCUACCACAAAACACUCAAGUAAGUCUAGAGAAAUGUCGACCUCUGAGACUCACGAUGACCUCUCUAACAUCCUAACAAGUCAACACACCUGGCCUUGGAGAAACACAGAAAUCAGUCUUGUUGACCAGGACACUCAGGUUUCUGAGGCGAGUGGGAAACUCAAAGUUAUUCAUUUUGGUUUAGUGUAAAUAUUUUAAAAUACAUUUGUAAUAAUAGUCAUUAAUUGUAAUAAAAAAAAAGUUCUUUCCAAGAAUAUCUGAA